CAUCACGGUCCAGCUCUGCCUCGACAGCACACAGCGUACCAUCCGCUCAGCCCUCUGGAGAUCUGACAUCACCUCACAUCCUUAAUGCUCCGAUAAGGAGACCAACUCGUGGCCGGAGCAUCUCUCAAAGGGCGUGGCACCGCUUUUUGGAUUUGACGCACAAAUGUGUGACUGGAGCUAAUAACGCGCAAAUAGGAUUGUAAUUUUUCUUCCAGCUGACAGCUAUCCAUGUAUACAGUGAGCUCCAGUUCGGGGAACCCUUCCCUGCACUGCUCCAUGUCUUCCUCGGCGGAUUUCUCAGACGAGGAUGAUUACAGUGUGAAAUCUGGGUCGGCAUCACCUGCACCCGGGGACACUUUACCCUGGAACCUGCCCAGGCAUGAGCGGUCCAAGCGGAAAAUACAGGGAGGAUCCGUGCUGGAUCCGGCGGAGAGAGCCGUGCUCAGGAUCGCAGAUGAAAGGGACAGAGUGCAGAAAAAGACGUUUACAAAAUGGAUAAACCAGCAUUUGCUGAAGGUACGAAAGCAUAUAAAUGACCUGUAUGAAGACUUACGAGAUGGACAUAACCUGAUCUCGCUGCUGGAGGUUUUGUCAGGAGACACAUUGCCGAGGGAGCGUGAUUUUCUGAAGACAUUGCGGUUGGUGAGUGGGACAGAAGCAUGUGCAGUUGAGCAGCAUGAGGACACGGUGGAUGAUGAUAAGGGGCCUCGGGAGAGAGGGAGGAUGCGCUUCCACAGGCUCCAGAAUGUACAAAUAGCACUGGAUUAUUUAAAGAGGCGGCAGGUUAAACUUGUGAAUAUCAGGAAUGACGACAUCACAGAUGGCAAUCCAAAACUGACCCUGGGAUUGAUCUGGACCAUAAUUCUGCACUUUCAGAUCUCAGAGAUCCACGUGAUCGGAGAGUCCGAGGACAUGACAGCCAAGGAGAGGCUACUGUUCUGGUCCAGGCAGAUGACAGAGGGCUACGUAGGUGUACGAUGUGACAACUUCACAACCUCCUGGAGGGACGGGAGGCUAUUUAACGCCAUCAUUCAUAAAUACAGACCAGACCUGGUUGACAUGGGCCGUGUGUCGACACAGGCCAACCGCUCAAAUUUAGAGCAUGCGUUUUGUGUAGCUGAACAGCUGGGCGUGGCCAGACUGCUGGACCCCGAGGACGUAGACGUUCAGUCACCCGAUGAAAAAUCAGUCAUCACAUACGUCUCAACACUGUACGACGCCUUCCCCAAAGUACCCGAUGGUGUUGAUGGAAUCAGUCCUAAUGAUGUUGAUAUCAAAUGGGUGGAGUACCAGAACAUGAUCAAAUACCUCAGCCAGUGGAUCAAACACAAUGUGGCCAUAAUGUCAGACAGAUCAUUCCCCAACAACCCUGUGGAACUCAAGGCACUUUAUACACAGUAUCUACAGUUUAAAGAACAUGAAAUCCCUCUGAAAGAGAACGAGAAGACAAAAAUCAAUAAUCUUUAUAAAAUGCUCGAGAUGUGGAUUGAGUUUGGGCGUAUUCAGUUACCCCAGGGUCAUCACCCUAAUGACGUGGAGAAGGAGUGGGGUAAAUUGAUUGUUGCCAUGUUGGAGAGAGAGAAGAGCCUGAGGCCGGAGGUGGAAAGGCUUGAAACCUUGCAGCAGAUUGCCAACAGGGUCCAGCGAGACUGUGUUAAUGGAGAGGACAAGCUGGCAUUGGCAAGAAUUGCCCUGCAGUCUGAUGCAAAACGUCUCGAAUCUGGCAUCCAGUUCCUGCAUGAAGCUGAAAUUGCCGGCUACCUUUUGGAGUGUGAAACCAUCCUCAGACAACAAGUUGUGGACAUCCAGAUUCUUCUGGAUGGGAAAUUCCCCUUUGCAGAUCAGCUUGUCCAAAGGGUGUCCAAACUGCGGGAUGACCUUCUAUCCCUGCGAGCAGAGUGUUCUUCUGUGUACAGCAAAGGUCGCACCCUGACCACAGAGCAAACCAAAAUGAUGAUCUCCGGCAUCACGCAAAGCCUGAACUCGGGCUUCUCCCAGAACAUCAACACAAGCCUGACACCAGCCCUUACUCCUGCACUCACCCCGGGGGGGUUAGGUACCCCUGGGUCCACAUUCACCUCUAGCCUUACACCGUGCCUGACCCCGUCCUUGACCCCCGCUUUGACCCCCGGCCUGCAGCCUGCUUCAGUCCAGAGCUACAUGGGGAGCGGUGGCGGUAUGGACCCAGGCAGCCUCAGGCAUUUGAAACACAUGCAGAUCCGCAAGCCAUUACUGAAGUCCUCCCUGGCAGACUCCAACAUGACUGAGGAGGAGGUCAACAUGAAGUUUGUUCAGGACCUCCUGAACUGGGUGGAAGAGAUGCAGCUGCAGCUGGAUCGUUCAGAGUGGGGAUCAGAUCUGCCAAGUGUGGAAAUGCAUUUAGAAAACCACAAAAGUGUACACAGAGCCAUUGAAGAAUUUCAAAUGAGUCUUAAAGAGGCCAAAAUGAGUGAGAUUCAGAUGACCAUGCCCCUGAAACUAGCUUAUUCAGACAAACUGAACAAUCUAGAAAAACAGUAUGACAGGCUUUUGAGCUGUUCGAGAGAGCGACAGAGCCACCUGGAGAGCCUGCACGACUUUGUGUCCCAGGCAACUCAGGAACUCAUCUGGCUGAAUGAGAAGGAGGAGGAGGAAGUCGCCUUCGACUGGAGCGAUCGCAACAGCAACAUCUCCAAGAAGAGAGACUACCAUGCUGACCUGAUGAGGGAGCUGGAUGAAAAGGAGGAAGUGAUCAAGUCUGUGCAGGACAAGGCAGAGCGCCUCAUGCUUAAGAACCACCCAGCCAGACUCUCUAUUGAAGCGUACAGGGCCGCCAUGCAGACACAGUGGAGCUGGAUUUUACAGCUCUGCUCAUGUGUAGAGCAGCAUCUCAAAGAGAACGCUGUUUAUUUUGAGUUUUUCAGUGAUGCCAAAGAGUCCAUGGACUACCUAAAGAGCCUGCAAGACGCCAUUCAAAGGAAAUACAGCUGUGAUCAAUCGAGCAGCCUGCACAGACUGGAGGAUCUCAUUCAGGAGUCCAUGGAUGAGAAAGAGCAGCUUCUUCAGUACCGCAGCGCUGUCGCCGGGUUGGUGGGCAGGGCUAAGAAUAUUGUGCAGCUGCGGCCCAGGAACCCUGACAGCCCUGUGAGAUCCUCCAUCCCUGUCAAAGCCAUCUGUGAUUACCGUCAGAUAGAGAUAACCAUUUAUAAAGAGGAUGAAUGCGUACUGGCCAGUAACUCUCACAGGGCCAAGUGGAAAGUCAUCAACCCAGCAGGGAACGAGGCCAUGGUGCCCUCUGUCUGUUUCACUGUACCGCCACCCAACAAAGAGGCUGUCGAUAUGGCUGCAAGAACGGAGCAGUUGUACCAGAAUGUCCUGGCACUCUGGCACCACUCCCACAUCAACAUGAAGAGCGUGGUGUCCUGGCAUUAUCUAAUGGCUGAUAUACGAGCCAUCCGCAACUGGAAUGUGGCCUCAAUUAAGACCAUGCUACCAGGUGAGCAUCAGCAGGUCUUGAGCAACCUGCAGUCCCACUUCGACGAGUUCUUGGAAGACAGCGAGGAGUCGGAGAUAUUUACAGUGGCCGACUGCGCCCAGCUAGAGAGAGACGUGACAGCCUGCAAGGAGUACUACCAGGAACUGCUCAGAUCUGCAGAAAGAGAGGAACACGAGGAGUCGGUGUACAAUCAUUACAUCUCAGAAAUACGCAACUUCCGGAUGCAUUUGGAGGCCCAUGAAGAACACCUGAUCCGGCAACUCCGCACGCCACUAGAGAGAGACGACCUGGAGCAGAGUCUGCAGCGCAUCACAGAACAUGAGAAGAAGACGGCAGAGAUGAAUAAACUGAAGGAGGACCUCAACGUCAUGAAGGAGAAGUGUGAGCUGUUCCUCAAACAGGCUGCAGGUUCUCCUUCUGUGCCGACGCUUUCCUCCGAACUCACCGCCCUCGUCCAGAACAUGAGCCAAGUGUACUCCAUGUCGUCCAUUUAUAUGGACAAACUGAAGACAGUGAGCUUAGUGGUGAAGCACAGCCAGAGUGCAGAGGCGCUUGUUAAGGCCUACGAAUCCAAACUCUAUGAGGAAGAUGCUAUGAACUCUGACGUGAGGUCCAUCGAGGCAGUCAUUUCAACACUCAAGCAAUGGCGGACAGAGAUUGACGAGAAACAGGAGGUGUUCCAUGACAUGGAGGACGAGCUGCAGAAAGCACGCGUCAUCAGCGACCGCAUGUUUAAGACACAUAACGAGCGGGACUUUGACCUCGACUGGCACAAGGAGAAAGCUGAUCAGCUGAGCGAGAGAUGGCAGAACAUUCACUCCCAGAUAGAUAGCAGGCUUCGGGACCUGGAUGGUAUCAGCAAAUCUCUGAAACACUACAGAGACUCCUACAGCACUCUUGAUGAAUGGGUGAGAGAAAUGGAAGAUGCGCAGCUUAAGGCCCAAGAGAACAAGCCUGAAGACAGCAAAGCACUGGCUGAGCUGUUAAACAAACAAAAGGUCCUUGUUGCUGAAAUUGAACAGAAACAGAGCAAAAUCGAUGAGUGCCAGAAGCACUCGGAGCAGUAUUCAUCUUCCAUUAAGGAUUAUGAACUGCAGCUGAUGACCUUCAGAGCGAUGGUCGACUCCCAACACAAAUCCCCCCUCAAGAAACGGAGGAUGCAGAGCUCUUCUGAUGCCAUUCAGCAGGAGUUUAUGGAUCUGCGAACCCGCUACACUGCUCUGGUGACUCUCAUGACACAGUAUGUGAAGUUUGCCAGUGAAACACUGAAGAGAACUGAAGACGAAGAGAACAGAAAGGCUUUUGAGAGAGCAGAGAAUACAAAACGGACAGAGAGCGUGGAGCUCCAAAAAGCUGCAGGGGAAGUAGAGAUUAGUCAACUUAAGCAACGGGUCCAGGAAGAGGUGGCUCUGCUGGUUGAAAGACAAGCACAGGUGGAGAAGUUGGAAAGAAAGAGAUCUGUUGAUGAGGAGAAGAGAGAGCAUGGUGAUAAAGUUAGCAAACUGUUGCACUGGAUGUCCAAUGUGAAACAGACCCCGAACAAUGAUGGGAAUGCCCUGAAAGAUAGCAAUGCCAACACAGACGCUUCUAAUAAGCCCCAGGUGUCAGUUGAGGAAAUGGUCACUAAGAAGGAACAAAUUGCAGAAGCACUGAGGGUCACACAGAUGAUGCUGAACAAACACAGCGACAAAAUGACAGAAGAGGAAAGAGAAAAGGCCCAGGAACAGCUGAAGGCGCUCAAUCAGGCCUACAAUGAACUCUCCCAACACUGUUCAGAUCAGACGACGUCUGCAGAAGAGGAUUUAAAAUCCAGUGGGGCCAGGUUGCAGGCUGGACCCAUGAGUGAGAUUGAUGAGGUAACUGGGAUCACCCUCCCAGAGGUCCAACCUGUGUCGUCGAGCCUUUUUCAGUCUGAGCCGCAUGUCCAUCUGGAUCGAGACGAUGUUUACAAAUCCACCCUGAACUGCUUGCCAAAGUUCAUCAAAGCCAGCAAGUGCAUCCAGAGUUCACAUGUCUCUUCUGUGUCACACUCUGACAUAGCAGCAGCGAGGGAAGGGUGUGAAGACCCGAUUAUCAAGAUGAUAGAGGUCAAAGAAGUCAGCGAUGGAUUGGAGGUGUGCUACACAGGGGACACGCUGACCCUGGAAAAGGCUUUUCAGAGCGGUUUGAUACCUGCACCUGUCUAUGUGGAGAUUCUUCAGAGGCAAAAAAGCUGUCAGGACAUGAUGAAUGAAGAGGUCGAACCCUGUGAGGUCAACAGACUGAUAUUGAAGUGCCUCAGCCGGAAUAAAUCACUGACAUCAGGGAGGGGUAUUAACACUCUGAGGUCUUUUUGUGAUGGUUUAAGUGAUCAGGAGGUCAUGUCAGAGGACGAUAUGAGUGAUGGGCUGAAGGUGGACGCAGCAGUUCAGUGUGAUUUGAUGAGCUCUAGUAGCACACUCAUUGUGCUUGAAAAUCAGCAGCAGUUUUUGGGACUUGUGUUGCCUCCUUCUGGGGGAAUCCAAACUGUGUCCACCUCAUUCCAGCAAAUCACCACUGAUGAGUUCACCAGCACACUUUUCAGUAAUCGGGAAAAGAUAGCAGCUUUUUACAUUCCAGAUAUUUCAGAGGUGAUGGACUUUAACUCUGCGGUUCAGAAUGGUUUCAUCGACACUUACACAGCAGAGGUUUUGAAAUCUAUAGAAAUUCCUGAUGUGUUUUCUGACGUUGAUCAGCUCAAUGACAAGUUCUCAUCCUGGCUCAUGUACAAAAAACUCAAAGCUGAUGGAUGUCAUCACGCUGCAGAUUGCUUAAAAGUUGAUAACAUCCCGAAUCACGCUGAAGCAAAGCAGUUAUUCAUCUCCUAUCUAAUGUUGAACAGUUACAUGGAUCCAGAGUCAGGACAAAGGGUCCUGGUACUCGAUACACAGCUGAGUAAAAUGGUUAAACUUUUUCUUGAAGAUUCAGUUCUUUCUGAAAACACUGAGAAAAAUGUAACUUCUCUGACUUUAAAUGUUGGUGAUCUUUCAGAGCAGGUGGAUUUAGACAUACCGCUGCACAUAAAUGAGGAAGCAGAAGAGUUGGUGAAAUACACGCGACACACAUUUGAUCCUCAUAGUUUUGUUUCGUCAGUCAAUGGAAGAAUCAGCUUCAGUGACAAACUAUAUGCAGAUGACGAGGCUCUACAUCUGUCUGACAGUGACACUGACAUGGAAGCCACAGAGGCAAGUGUAGUGGAAGAAAUAGUGUGUCAAAACAACACAAACUGGACAAAUUCGGAUGAAACUGGAGAGAGAAUUUCUGGGAAUAGUUCCCAAAUUGAUGUCAUAGGUGCUGAUAGUGAUGGUUUUCCAACUAAUCCAGUGACGUCAGUCUUGACCACUCUAUGCCCUGUCAACAGACAGAACGUUGGCUCACCAUCAAGUCUGUUUCACUCUGAGUGUACGCUAAAAUCCCACCGUCAAACACUACCGUACUACGAUGCUGAGUCACUUUGUAGUGAAUCUGAAGGUACAGAUUUUACCCAAGAUGAAUUUUUAUGCUCUGAGGACAUGUUGAAGGGUGAAAAUGAGCAAGGCGAUACUGUUCAUCUCCUGAAAGUGCAAACAGAGGAAGGAUACAUUUCAGGUGUGACCUCAGGGAGUCAUUAUAACAUGGAGGGAGCCCUUAGUCAGGGCCCAGAAGAGACAACAGUACUGAAACAGCUUGACCUACAGUCAGAUGAAAAAGGAAGUGUUGAGGGAGAUGAAGAGGACCCAAUGUCUGAUGUUAAACAGCCAGCGUCAUAUGAAUCCAUAUCGUCAAAUAUUUCUCUUAGUUUAAAGGAACAGCAGAGCCUAUUGAGGUCUGGUUGCAGCAUUAAUGUCAGUGAGUCAGCAGAUGACUUAGAGCCUGAGGCCAGUAUUUACAACCAUAAUCUGUGUUUCAUCAGUAAUGAAGGUGAGUACACGCAGACUGAGAUGAAUGUUGCUGUCAUGGUGCUCGAUGUGACCAAUGAGGAGGCUGACAACAGAAAGAUAGACAGCGAUAAUGGAGAUACAGAGAGAGAUUGUGAGACCACAGGAAAUGUAGGAGAGAUGAGUAAUUAUCCACAUCAUUCCCCUCCUGCAGUUAGCGAGUCUCUGAUGAUCUCACCCGCCUCGUGGAGUCAGGUUACUGCAGAGUUUGGUCAUUACAUUGACAAAUCGCCUUUACUGGCUGAAGACAGUGACUCACAGGGUGUAAUCAAUAACCGGCCAACAGAUUCAGCUUUUGUUGUAGAAAACGCUGCUUCAACUUUGCUGUCAUGUCCAUCUAGUCCGAGUGACAGAACCUCCACUGACCCAGAAACUCAAUACACCACCUCCAUUAAUCACUCUAAAUCCGACAGCUCACUCACUGACAAUGAUUUUCCCAUUGCUGCGCAUGAUGCCCAAGUGGGAAAUCAGACUUUCAGUGAGAGUGAAUUAGACAUGUGCUCAUCACAUUGCGAUGCGUUGUCGAAUGAAGGUAGAAUAGCGAAUGACAGGAGUGCGGUUCAGUCACCUUUGGAUGACGAGCCAAGUAUAGAUUACUCAUCGUCCAUGAAUUCGGUCGAAAGUGAAAUACUCUCAGAAUCUAGGGGUUACUAUGACAACAGCAUUGCAAAGGAUGGCAGCAGAAUCACAUUACCUCAACAAACAGUGCUUCAUUCAGAAAGUGAUUUUAGCGUUGGCUCUGAGCCCAGCUGCACUCAAAAUGGUCAGAGAGUGCUUGUUGGCGAGAGAGCUCCACAGUCGCCUGUUGUUCCCGAUGAAGUCACCGCUACAAACGCUAUCAAUCUUAAGUGGUUUGAUGGGCGAGAUUCAGAUCACGACACACUAACUACCACCACAGUUUCUCUUGAAACGGCACUGUUUGAUGAAGAUUUGUCAGGUUCACAAUACAGUGGUGCAGAGGAUGUUGAGUUGAGUACAGAGAGGCAACAGGAGGACAUUUCGGAUGUCUCCAGUAAUGCGGAACAGAUCUGUGUGUCGAGAAAUGCACAGACAGCACAGUCAAGUGAUAAAGAAAGUGCAGAUAUUAGUGAAAAUAUGUCAGGACAAACCGAAGUUGGAAGAUUAGGUGUGUGUGCUUCUGAGCAUCUCCAGGCAGAUUUCAUGUCAGGCAACUGCGUUGCAUCUUCAGCUGCGUCUGGGAUUUUUACUGCUGUAAGGGCACAUGUAGAUGACGAGGAGGAAAUGAUGGGGCCUGAUGUCAGUGAUUUGCAAAAGGCACAAACUCGAGAUAUUGAAAACGCUAUUGCUGUGGUUCAGGAUACUCCACAACCUGAAGAAGAAGAUGGUGCUCAUGACAGAGACAGUGCUCAUGGGCUUAUAGAAAGCAGUCACCCCGACCUUCUCAUGGAUCUGAUGAAGCAAAACGGCCUCAGUUUGAACAACAAAGAAACAGGAAACUCAGAACUGAUAAUGCAGGAAGAGAAAGUUGAUGAAAAGGUGGUGAAGGCUGAUGCUCCAAACAUCCAGCUGCAGCUGCUGCAGGUUCUUAAGACUGUUUCUUCAAGCCAAGACCUCUCAAUGCUUCAGGAGGUGAUGGACACUCUAAACAGCGCUCUGGGGGGCGACUCUCUGGUUGCUGACUUUCAGCAGGAGCGGCGGCACACACUGGAGAGCAUCAAAGAGGAGAGCUCAGAGGGGGAAGAUGAGGGGUCAGCAGAAGACUCAGGUCGCUGUUGCUCUGCUGCAGAGAGUCACGAACCUUCCCCUCAGUCAUCUAGCAGCUCAGAUGCCUGCAAAGUUGAGGAGGUUAAAAAAAAGCUGUUUACCAUCCAGGAUUAUUUGGAGUGUGUUGGGAGACUGCAGGAUCACGCUGAUGUUUUAGAGGAUGUCAGAAAAGAUCUUUUGAUCCAGACACACAUGGGAAACAACAUGGAAGAAGUGCAGAUUCAAAUAGAGGAUUUUCAGUCUCUGGAGUCCCAACUUUCUAGAUUGUCUGGUGUUCUGACAGCAGAUUUGGAAAAAGCCAAACAGCUCUUAAAUUCUGCUGAUGAGGACAUUCCCAUUCAAAUCCACCAAGAUUUGGCCUCGACAUAUCUGGAUUUAGAGCCAAAUUUCACUGCUGUUUCCCAAAUGUGUGCAGAAAGGAGUCAGUCGCUCAUUCAAGCAAUGGAAACGGGGAAGGCACAUCUGGAAUCAGCAUACCUGAAACAUCUCAGUGAUCUUGAUGAACUAGCAGCUGUCAUCCAAAGCACCUCAGAGAUGUGUGACGUGGAUCUGAAAUCAUGUGAUGUGGACGCACUGAAACAUCUGAUUCAGCAGAACAGGGACUCAGAGAGCAGUCUGCUGAAAGAAGCCAGGCUCAAGUUAGAGGAUGUCACAUUCGAUAUUCAGUGCUUUAUUUCUGAACACGCUCAGUUCCUGAGUCCAGCUCAGAGCAGCUACCUGCUAAAGUUCCUCAGCACCACACAGCGAGCGUUCAGGGAUCAGACGGAGAGGCUCGUUACCCAGAGGAGCGCCUUAAAUGUCCUACUGGACACCAGGGAGAGGGAGAGCCGGGAGAAGUCUUUGCUGGAGAAACACAAGGAGUUUACAGAGAAGUUGGAGGAAGUGUGUGAUAAUCUCACCCUGACAGAAAACCAGCUGAUUGGUCACCAGCAGCAGGCCGAAAAUGCUGAGUGUGUCACAGACCUGCAGCAGUACCAGCAGGAGCACCAGGCUCUGCAAAAAGAUGUAUUGACUAAUGCCAGUGCCUUGAAUGAGGUCAUCACCAGUACUAAAAAGUUUCUGGAGGAAAACCGGAGCAAGCUGACACCAGAUCAAAUCGCCAUCAUCGAGGGUAAAUUAGAAGAGGCUAAAAGCAAAGCCAAGCUCAUCAACCAGCGGGCUGAGGAGUCCAGGAAAGAUCUGGAGAAGGUUGUUACCACAGCGAUUAAACAGGAGAGUGAGAAGGCUGCAGCUGUUGAACGGCUUGAAGAGAGUAAGAACAAAAUCGAAGGUCUCUUGGACUGGAUAUCCAACAUAGGGAAUGAAAACGAGAGCACUCUGGAUCAAACUGACCAUAUAAGUAAAGAGAAUGGAAACCUGCCAGAAGAAACUUCAGCCACGGGACUGAUAAGAGAGGAUGACGAUGCCAAUGGAAACGCUUUACAGACCACUGGAAACGAUUUUGGCAGCGAGACCAGCGGGAAGAAGGAUGCCUCUCUGGACCUCGAUAAGCAGUAUGACAGGGUCAAGGCCCGUCAUCAGGAGAUCCUGUCCCAGCAGCAGGACCUGAUCAUGGCCACCCAGUCGGCUCAGGCUCUGCUCGACAAGCAGGCCAACGUGCUGUCUCCAGAGGAGAAGGAGAAGCUGCAGAAGAAUAUCCAGGAGCUGAAGGGGCGCUACGAGGCCUCGCUGACGCAGGCCGAGCAGCAGAUGAAGCAGGUGCAGUGUGUCCAGGAGGAGCUGAAGAAGUUCCAGGGUGACUGCGAGGAGUUUGAGGGCUGGUUAGACCAGGCAGAAGGGGAGAUGGACAAGCUUGGCGCUCCUGAGGGCUCCCUCAAUAUCCUCAGUGAUAAACUCCAGAGACAGAAAAGCUUCUCGGAGGAUGUGAUUUCCCACAAGGGGGACCUUCGCUUCAUCACCAUGUCGGGACAGAAAGUGCUGGAUGUGGCUAAGGCCUGUGGAUUGACUGACUCUGCAGCUAAAAACGCUCUGCUGGAUGUGGAUACUUCAGGAACCUGUUUGGCUGUCAAGGACAAGUUGGAUUCAGCAGCUGGCAGAUACAAAACGCUACAUUCACAGUGCAAUCAGCUCGGCAACAACCUCAAAGAUGUGGUUGACAAAUACAAGAAAUACAACGACUCGAGCGCUGGUCUUUUGAAGUGGCUCAACAGUUCAGAGGAGGAGGCCAGGAAACAGCAGUCAGAGGCCAUAGCAGCAGACCCUCAAACACUACAGAAACAGCUGGAGGAGACCAAGGCCCUACAAGGUCAGAUGACAGGACAUCAGACUGCUAUUGAUACACUGCGCAAAGCAGCUGAGUCUUUGGUAACAUCUGAAGGAGACCUGCUGAGCAACUCAGACGAGAUCCAGGAGACAGUAGACGACAUAGUCGAGCGCUACGACAACCUGUCCAAGUCUGUGAGUGAUCGAAAUGAGAAGCUGCAGAUCACCCUGACUCGCUCCAUGAGUGUCCAGGACGGCUUGGAUGAGAUGAUGGGAUGGAUGGAGGGAGUGGAGGCCAGUGUGAAAGAGAAAGGACAAAUUCCCCUGGACUCUGCAUCCAUUGGAGAUAUCCUCAGCAAAGAAGUAGCAUUAGAGCAGGACAUAGCAAGUCGCCAGAGCAGCAUCUCAGCCAUGAAAGCCAAGGUGAAGAAGUUUGUGGAGACGGCAGAUCCCUCUGCUGCUGCUCUUCUGCAGUCUAAGAUGGACGGCCUCUCCCAGCGUUUCACUGAUGCCUGUGACAAGCACAAGCAAAAAGUUUCCCAACUGGAGCAGCUGAAGGAAAAGGUGGAAGAAUUUGAGAAAGUCGCAGAUAAAGUUCAGCAGUUUGUUGUGAAGCGUUCGCAAGAUCUGCACGAGACAGACGGGCCGGGGAAAACUUUCAAUGAACUGUCUCAGCUAAUGCAGAACACUAAAGCUGAGAUGGCUGAACAUGCCAAUGAUUUGGAGAAGCUGAAGAGUCUGUCCAAAGAGCUGUCUGAAAUAAGCCCAGAUGGAAACAAAGCCCAGAUCCAGAGCAAGAUGGACAGCCUCUCGAAUAUUUUCAGCACCUUCACAGACACUGUCAAAGAGAAGGAGGAGGAGGUUUCAUCCUGUCAGGACCAGCUGGGAGAGUUCAGAUCUGCAGCUAAUGCUCUCACCAAGUGGCUGGAGCAGACCAAUGAGAAAGUGCCUGCGGUUAAGCCGAGCAGCAGUGUGAAAAGUCUGGAGAAAGACCUGCAGACAGUCAAUGGAUUAUUAGAUGAGUGGAAAUCCAAAGACCCUGCUGUCCAAGACCUGAACAGCAAAGGAUCGGAGCUGUGCAGUCUCAUGACUUUCCUCACAUCCCCCGCCAAAACAAAGACUCAUAACAAGUCAGCUCUUACUAAUGGUGGUGGUCCAGCGAGCCAUUCCUACCUAACCAAUAAAGAGUUGAUGGUAAUUCAGCAGAACAUGUCAUUCGUCAACGAUGGAUAUGCAAGCCUUGGCGAAACGCUGAAGAGUCGGGCAGCAGAGCUGAGUGAUUCGGUGCAGGAGGUGAAAGACGCCCAAAAAGAGACAGACAACAUUAUGAAGUGGCUGAAGGACAUGAAGAAGACUGCAGCGUCCUGGAACAAUGCAGCCACAGAGAAAGAUUCAGUAAAAACACAGCUUGAACAGCAGAAGGUAUUUGAGGCUGACAUGAAGGAAAAGCAGGAUCAGCUCCAGAAGCUCAGAGAGAAACUCCUCAACUUGAUUAAGACUCAUCCAAACUCCCCUGAGGCUGCAAAGUGGAAGCAGAUGCUAGCAGAAAUAGAUGCUGCUUGGGCAGAUAUCAGCGGCUCUGUAGAGGAGAGGAAGCAGCACCUGGAGCAGUCCAACAAGAACCUGGACAUCUUCCAAACAACUGAGUUACAGCUCGGUCAGUGGCUGUCAGAGAAGGAGUUGAUGAUGAGUGUCCUCGGACCUCUCUCCAUAGACCCCAACAUGCUUAAAAUGCAGAAGCAACAAGUUCAGAUCCUCCAGAAUGAAUUUAAGAGCCGCAAACCUCAAUAUGAGCAACUGGAGGAAGCUGCCUCCGCCAUCCUGAGCUCCUCAGGCAACCAGGACCCCUCAAGUGGGAAGCUGGUGAGGGAGCAGCUCGCUACCGUCACCCAGAAGUGGCAAGGUCUCACAGGACAGCUGGACCAGCGAGACAGCCUCAUCGACCAGGCCGUGGUAAAGACGGGGCAGUUCCAGGAGUUACUGAGGAGUGUCAGUCAGACUGCCACUCAGCUGGAGAAUCAGCUGUCCAACCAUCAGGGCCACAGCACCCAGCCUGAUGCUGUGAAGAAGCAGCUGGAGGACGUCCAGAACAUCUCGGCACAGCUGAGAGAGGAGAGGAAGAAGCUGAAGGAGGCUGAGGCCAUCAACACAGAGCUCACAGCGAUGGUGACCGAAGACUAUCUCAAAGCAGACCUGGCCCGGCAGCUGGAGAGCGUUAGCAAGCCUUUCAAACAGCUGGAAGAGAAAGCAGCAAAACGGAUUGAGCAGCUCAAUUCAACCUUUGCCAGCUCUCAGCAGUUCCAUCAGACCUCCAAAGACUUCCAGUCAUGGCUGGGUGAGAAGCUCCAAGACCAGUCGAAGCCCCCGUCCAUCUCUGCUAAAGCGGACGUCCUGCAACAAACCCUGGAGGAGCACAGUAAACUUCAGAAGGCUCUCAGCGAACAGGAGGAAGCUUACAACACAAUUACUGGGGAAGGGGAGAUGCUUCUGCAGAACACUGACGGUGCAGAAAAGUUGGCACUGCAAGGGCAGCUGACUGCACUCUCCUCCAACUGGGAGGAGGUGAAGAAGAGCUCGGUGGAGCAAGCUGAAAAAGUCCAAACUGCUCUGCAGAAAUCCCUCAAGUACCAGGAGCAUGCAGAGAAGCUCAGCUCUUGGAUUCAAGAGUGUGAAGCGAGCGAGAGCCGAGUCAAACUCACGGUUGAUCCAGUUGCUGUGGAGAGCUCCAUCUCUCAAGUGAAAGCUCUCCAGAAAGAUGUCGACAAGCACAGAGGGAUGGUGGAGCAGCUCAGCACAGCUGCAGAUAGCCUCCUCGAGGUGGCCAAUGCAGACACUGAUGCUAUCAAAGAGGAAAAGGCAAGCAUUUGCAAAAGAGUGGAUAAUAUAGUGGAAGGUCUGCAGAGCAAAAGGGAGUCCUUGGAGAAGAUCUCACACACGGUUAAGGAAUUUAAUGACACCUACAAAGAGGCAAAGGGUCAGCUUGAGGGGGCUAAGAAGCAGGUGGAUAACUAUGAAUCACAGGGAGCUCAGGCACACAGCAACAAGAACCUGACCAACAUGAAAGCCCAACACAAGAGUUUAGAGGGACUGCAGAACCAAGUGGAGCACCUGAAGACCUUGGCCAAAGACCUUGUGGUGGAUGUCCCGGAUGCUGAUGGGGUGACAGACCUCCUGCUCCAGGCUGACAGCAUGGAAAAAGACUACAGCAACCUCAACAAGAAGCUAGAGGAGACGUGCCAAGUGUUGGAGGGUAAACUGCAGGGUAUCGGGCAGUUCCAGAACAGCAUCCGUGAGAUGUUCACCCGAUUCACAGACCUGGACGAUGAGCUGGACAGCAUGGCUCCUGUAGAUCUUGACUUAGCUUCUCUUAAAGACCAGCAGGACAGCAUUCAGAGCUUUGUGGCCAAGCUGCAAGAGCUGAUAGCCAACACAGCCAACGCUGGAGACAGCUGUAAAAAGAUGCUGGAGACUGAAACCUCACCUGACCUGUUAGGCCUGAAGAGGGACCUGGACGCUCUGAGCAAGCAGUGCGGUAAACUGCUGGACAGGGCCAAAGGCAGAGAGGUGCAGGUGCAGAGCACGCUCACCAAACUGGAGGAUUUGUACGGUAAACUCCACCAAGCAGAAGAUAAACUCUGCAGAGCUGUGGACAAGGAGGCUUCCCAGGAGGCGGUCGGCAUGGAGACAGAUGUCAUCAACCAACAGCUGGAGGCUUUCAAGGCAUUCCAGAAAGAGGACAUUGAUCCGUUGCAGACGCAGCUUCAAGACAUCAGCUCCCUUGGCCAGGGCCUCAUCCAAAAUGCUGCUAAAGGCACCAGCACCAAGAAGCUGGAGGAUGACCUGGAGGAUGUCAGCACAAAGUGGAAUACCCUCAAUAAAAAGAUUGCUGAGCGCUCAGCCCAGCUGCACGAAGCCCUGCUGCAUUGUGGGAGGUUCCAGGAUGCUCUGGAGUCACUGCUCAGCUGGUUGACUGACACGGAGGAGCUUGUUGCCAAUCAAAAACCUCCGUCUGCAGAGUUCAAAGUGGUCAAGGCACAGAUUCAAGAACAGAAACUCUUACAGAGACUGCUGGAUGACAGAAAGCCGACAGUGGAGCUGAUAAAAAAAGAGGGAGAGAAAGUUGCAGAGCUGGCAGAGUCUGUGGAUAAAGAGAAGGUUGCAAAGGAGAUCGAAUGCCUGGGGCAGAGGUGGGACGCUCUGCUCAAGAAGGCUGAAAACAGGCACAAGCAACUGGAGAGCAUCUUAGUGGUCACUCAGCAGUUUCAUGAAACCCUGGAGCCGCUAAGCGAGUGGCUCGCCGCAACAGAGAAACACCUCGCCAACUCCGAACCCAUCGGCACUGAGACGUCUAAGCUUGAAGAUCAGAUCUCUCAGCAUAAGGCCUUAGAGGAGGAGAUAAUGAAUCACAGUAAAGACCUGUUACAGGCCGUCAGUCUGGGUCAGAUGCUCAAAACUGUGAGUUCAGUCGAGGAAAAGGAGUUUGUUCAGUCCAAACUGGACGGCACCCAGGCUAUUUACAUAGAGCUUCAGGAGCGAUGCAGGAGGAAAGCCGAGAUGCUGCAGCAGGCUCUGGCAAACGCCCAGCUGUUUGGAGAGGAUGAGGUGGCCCUCAUGAACUGGCUAAACGAAGUGCACACGAGGCUGAGCGAAGUGUCCGUGGAAGACUACAGAGUAGAUGUUCUUGAAAAGCAGCUGGCAGAACAACGGGCUCUGCAAAGUGAUAUUGAGUUGAGGAAGAGGAAUGUUGACCAAGCCAUCUCUAAUGGGAUGGAGCUUCUGAAACAAACGACAGGUGAUGAGGUGAUUGUUAUUCAAGGCAAACUUGACGGAAUAAAAACAAAGUAUGCUGAGAUCAACUCUAUGAGUGACGGCGUUUUGAAGACAUUGGAACGCGUUUCCAGUCUCUCCACGAAGCUGCAGCAGACCCAUGAGGACCUGAGCUCCUGGCUGGACAAAGUCGAGGCUGAGGUCAGCGCUUUUGCUGAUCAGGAGCCAGUGGGCGAGCAGCUCAUUCAGGCACAAAACAGGCAGAAGGCCUUGUUGAAGGAGAGCAAAGAUCAAAAACCAGUGAUGGACAAGCUGAAUGAACUGAGCAGCUCUCUCCUGGAUCUGAUCCCCUGGCACACUCGUGAGGGUCUGGACAAGCUGGUGUCUGAGGAUAAUGAACGGUACAGAGCCGUCUGCGACACCGUCACCCUGCAGGUCGACCAGAUCAACGCUGAUAUACUCAAAUCACAGCAGUUUGAGCAGGCUGCAGACACUGAACUCUCCUGGCUGACCGAAGCUGAGGGGAAGUUGCUGUCGAUGGGCGAGAUCAGGCUGGAGCAGGAUCAAACCACAGCCCAGCUCCAAGCACAGAAGAUCUUCUCCAUGGACAUCAUGAGGCACAAAGAUGCUGUGGAUGAUAUUGUGAAAACAGGAAAGGCCAUCAUGAACAGCAAAAAGCCAGAGGAGAAAGAAAUCUUGAAGGCCAGGACACAGACUCUGCUGGAGAAGUAUGGUAUCGUCAGUCAGCUGAACUCGGAGCGCUGUCUGCAGCUGGAGCGAGCCCAGUCUCUGGCCAGUCAGUUCUGGGAGACCUAUGAGGAGAUGUGGCCAUGGCUCCAGGAAACCUUGAGCACCUUCAGCCAGCUGCCACCACCCUCCAUCGAGUAUGAGACACUCAGGCAGCAGCAAGAGGAGCUCAGGCAAAUGCGAGAGCUGAUUGCUGAGCAUAAGCCCCACAUCGACAAGAUGAACAAGACCGGACCUCAGCUGCUUGAGCUCAGCCCGGUGGAGGGAGAGCCCAUUAGAGAGAAGUACACCGCCACAGAUCAACUUUACACCAAACUCAAGGCAGAUGUUAAACAGAGAGCUGCGACUCUUGAUGAGGCCAUCUCCAGAUCCACGCAGUUCCAUGAUAAAAUUGACCCGAUGCUGGAAUCCCUGGAACGGAUUGCCGAGCGCCUGCGGCAGCCUCCGUCCAUCUCAGUGGAGGUGGACAAGAUCAAGGAGCAGAUUACUGAGAAUAAAGCCGUCUCUGUGGAUUUGGAGAAGCUGCAGCCCUCUUAUGAGACGCUGAAGCAGCGAGGCGAGGAGAUGAUCGCACGAUCUGAGGGAGCAGACAAGGACAUGUCUGCCAAAGUUGUACAAGACAAACUGGACCAGAUGGUGUUCCUGUGGAACGACAUCCAGGCCUUGAUGGAGGAGCGUGAGGCGAAGCUUCUGGAUGUGAUGGACCUAGCGGACAAGUUCUGGUGUGACCACUGCGCUCUCAUCGUCACCAUCAAAGACAGCCAGGACCUGCUGAGAGAGCUGGAGGAGCCCGGAGUCGAUCCUUCGGUCGUCAAACAGCAGCAGGAGUUUGUCGAGGGAUUUAAGGAGGAGAUCGAUGGGCUGCAGGAGGAGCUUGAAGUGGUUCAGAACCAGGGUGCAGAGCUAUUGACCGCCUGCGGAGAACCUGAUAAACCUGUGAUUAAGAAGAGUCUUGAUGAGGUGAACUCAGCGUGGGAAAAUCUCAAUAAGACUUGGAAGGAGAGAGUGGAGAGACUGGAAGAGGCCAUGCAGGCUGCUGUGCAGUUUCAGGACGGCCUGCAGGGUAUGUUUGACUGGGUGGAUAUUCUGGAGAACAAACUGGAUUCAAUGUCACCCGUAGGCACAGACCUGGAAACUGUCAAGCAGCAGAUUGUAGAGCUCAAGGAGUUCAAAGGAGAGGCGUACCAGCUGCAGAUCGAGAUGGAGCGCCUGAACCACCAGGCGGGACUCCUGCUGAAGAAGGUGACGGAGGAGGCUGAUCGCUGCGCCAUCCAGGAGCCGAUGUCCGAGCUCAAGAUGCUCUGGGACAACCUGGAUGAGAAGAUCAUCGGCCGACAGCACAAACUGGAGGGAGGCCUUCUGGCACUGGGCCAGUUCCAGCAUGCACUGGACGAGCUGCUGGCGUGGAUGAGCCACACCGAGGAGCUACUCAAUGACCAGAGGAAGGCUGGAGGAGACCCCAAAGCCAUCGAGAUAGAGCUCGCCAAGCAUCAUGUUCUCCAGAAUGACGUGCUGGCUCACAAGGCGACAGUCGAAACCGUCAAUAAGGCCGGUAACGAUCUGGUGGAGUCCACUGCUGGAGAGGAAGCAUCUGGUCUGCAGGGUAAACUGGAAAACCUGAACCAGCGGUGGAAAUCCAUCCUGGAGAAGACGGAGCAGAGGAAGCAGCAACUGGAGAGCGCUCUGCUUCAGGCCCAAGGUUUCCAUGGUGAGAUAGAAGAUAUGCAGCAAUGGCUGAAAGACACAGAACGUCAGCUGUUGGCAUCAAAGGCUGUGGGAGGCUUACCAGACACGGCCCGGGAGCAGCUUAACGCCCAUCUGGAGUUGUGUUCUGCCUUCGAGGUGAAGGAGGAGCUGUAUCAGGAGCUGAUGAACAAGGGCCACCAGCUGCUCGCUUUAACACCCGAGGGCCCGGACAGCAACAUGGAGCAGGACCUCGCCAACCUGAAGGACAAAUGGGAAGCGGUGCAGGGGAAGGUCGCUGAGAGAAAGGUGAAACUAGAAGAAGCCUUGACGCUGGCCACCGAUUUCCACAACUCGCUUCAGGACUUCAUCAACUGGCUGACCCAGGCGGAGCAGACGCUGAACAUGGUUUCCCCCGCCUCCCUCAUACUGGAGACCAUCAUGUUUCAGAUUGAUGAGCAUAAGAUGUUUGUGACAGAGGUGAACUCCCACAGGGAACACAUCAUUGACCUGGACAAGACGGGAACACAUCUGAAGUACUUCAGCCAGAAACAGGAUGUGGUCCUGAUCAAGAACCUGCUGCUCAGCGUGCAAGGCCGCUGGGAAAAGCUGGUGCAGAGGUCUGUUGAGCGCGGUCGUCUGCUGGAUGAUGCUAGGAAGCGGGCGAAACAGUUCCAUGAAACUUGGAAUAAACUGAUGGAGUGGUUGGACGAGUCUGAGAAGACUCUGGACUCAGAGGUGGAAAUUGCCAACGAUCCAGACAAAAUCAAGACGCAGCUGGCUCAGCACAAGGAAUUCCAAAAAGCUGUGGGCAGCAAACACUCAGUGUAUGACACCACUAUUCGAACAGGGAGGGCGCUGAAAGACAAGACCUCCCUCCAGGAUGAUAAUCAAAAGUUGGACGACAUGCUGAGUGAGCUGAGGGACAAAUGGGACACCGUCUGUGGCAAGUCAGUGGAACGACAAAACAAGCUCGAGGAGGCCCUGUUGUUCUCCGGCCAGUUUACAGACGCUCUCCAGGCUCUCAUUGACUGGCUGUACAGAGUGGAGCCCCAGCUGGCUGAGGACCAGCCGGUACAUGGAGACAUAGACCUCGUUCUCAACCUGAUAGACAACCACAAGGUUUUCCAGAAGGAGCUGGGGAAGAGGACAGUGAGCGUUCAGGCUCUCAAACGUUCAGCGCGGGAGCUGAUCGAGAGCAGUCAUGAUGACUCGUCCUGGGUCAAAGUCCAGAUGCAGGAGCUGAGCACUCGCUGGGAGACGGUGUGCAACCUCUCGGUGUCCAAACAGGCACGGCUGGAGCAGGCCCUGUGCCAGGCGGAGGAGUUUCACUCAACUGUUCACAUCCUGCUGGAGUGGCUCGCUGAGGCGGAGCAGAGUCUGCGAUUCCAUGGCAGCCUGCCUGAUGAUGAGGAGGCUCUGCAGGCGCUUAUCGAUCAACACAAGGAGUUCAUGAAGAAACUGGAGGAAAAGCGAGUGGCUCUAAAUAAAGCAACCACGAUGGGAGAGGCUAUUCUGGUCAUCUGCCAUCCAGACUCCAUCACAACCAUCAAACACUGGAACACCAUCAUUAAAGCCCGGCUGGAAGAGGUGCAGGCCUGGGCCAGGCAGCACCAGCAGCGGCUGGCCACGGCCCUCACUGAGCUGUUAGCCACUCAGGAGCUGCUGGAGAACCUGCUGACCUGGCUGCAGUGGGCCGAGACCAACCUCAACGAUAAGGACAAGGAGCAGCUGCCGCAGGAGCUCGAGGAGGUCAAAGCCCUCAUAGCAGAGCACCAGGCUUUUAUGGAGGAAAUGACCAGGAAGCAACCAGAUGUUGACAAAAUCACCAAGACACACAAAAGGAAGGCUGCUGUGGAACCUCCAGUCCAGUCUCAGAUCCCUGUGCUCGAAAAAGGAAGAACUGGAAGAAAACGUUCUCCCACACAAACAAUGUAUGCGUCAGCAACACAGCCUCCCAUUGAAACCAAGAACCCCCGGGUUAACCUGCUGGUCACUAAGUGGCAGCACGUGUGGCUGCUGGCUUUGGACAGAAGGAGGAAACUCAACGACGCCUUGGACAGACUGGAGGAGUUGAAGGAAUUUGCCAACUUCGACUUUGAUGUGUGGCGGAAGCGCUACAUGCGCUGGAUGAACCAUAAAAAGUCUCGUGUCAUGGACUUCUUCCGACGCAUUGACAAAGAUCAGGAUGGCAAAGUGACCCGGCAGGAGUUCAUAGAGGGAAUCCUCUCCUCCAAAUUCCCCACCAGUCGUCUGGAGAUGAGCGCUGUGGCAGACAUAUUUGACAGAGACGGUGACGGCUACAUUGACUACUAUGAGUUUGUGGCGGCUUUGCAUCCCAACAAGGACGCUUACAAACCUCUAACGGAUGCUGAUAAAAUAGAAGAUGAGGUUACACGACAAGUAGCGAAAUGUAAAUGUCCAAAACGAUUCCAAGUGGAGCAAAUAGGUGCCAACAAAUACCGGUUCUACCUUGGAAACCAGUUUGGAGACUCUCAGCAGCUUCGCCUUGUACGGAUUUUACGCAGCACUGUGAUGGUGCGGGUGGGAGGAGGCUGGAUGGCUCUGGAUGAGUUCCUAGUGAAAAACGACCCAUGUCGAGUUCAUCACCACGGGAGCAAAAUGUUGCGCUCGGAAUCAAACUCUUCAAUUACUCAGUCUCCUAUAGGUUGGCAAAUCUCAAACUUUCUCACCUUGCUCCAUGAACCCACCAGUGCUAAAGGCAGGACGAACAUGGAGCUGCGAGAGAAGUUCAUCCUCCCCGAGGGAACCACUCAGGUGAUGGCGAGCUUCCGCUACCGAGGCCGGAGAUCUCGGCCAUCGUCCAGAGGAGCUUCUCCCAACAGAUCCACCUCCAGUCAGAGCUGUGCGGUCCCAUCAAACCCAGCAGUGACCAGUACACCCAAGACUCCCCAACACAUAACCCGCAAUUAUGAUAAGCCCUGGCUUACAAACAGCAAACCCUCCACUCCUCUUAAAUCAUCAGACUCCUUUGGGAGCCAAGGGUCAUCCUCAGAGAGUACACCAGUUCAAGGCAGCAAAUUACGUCUUCCCGGUUACUUGUCGGGUAAAGGAUUUCAGUCUGGUGAGGAGGGAACGUUGAUCAGCGCUGCUGUACUGAAAGCUCGGACACAGACAAUAGGUGAAUCAAGAAAAAAUUCCAGCCGACCUGGAAGUAAAGCCGGAAGCAGAGGGAGCAGUCGCAGAGGAAGUGACGCCUCGGACUUUGACAUCUCAGACAUCCAGUCUGUGUGCUCAGACGUGUCCGAGACAGUCGGUGACUCGACCCGUGCGACGCCACGCUCUUCGUCCCGUCAGCACGGAGGAAAACCCUCCAAGAUCCCCACACCUCAGAGAAGAACCACUCCCACGAGCAAACUGGCCAAGGGAUCCAAGCGAUAGUCAGUGGCCUUGAAGACAAACAACCCAGGAGCUAGUUUCACCCUAAACGGACACUGGAGAUAAAUAACUUAAAAAGACUGCUAAUGUGUUGAGUGUUAUUUAAAUUGUUGCGAAGAUGUAAAAUAUUCUGUUGAGAGGCAAUAUGGUUUAAUAUUUUGUGAGAAUGGAACGUCAAUGGCCUUGUGUAUUUGUUUUUAAUGUAUUUUAUUUUUUGUGAAAAAAUGUCAAAUUGUUUUUAUUGUAUUUUAUUUUAUUGAUGCAAAAACCUGUAGAGGUUUGACGAACACUAGAAAACCCGGGAAUGAUUACGUCGUAGGGUUAGCUAACAUUUCUAAACACACUAAUGACGGGCAAGAUGUGGGGUAGCGCUGUGAGAGUUACUGAAUGUACUGUAAUUUAUGUUUGCUGAUGUUUGGAGUAUGGUGCAUUAUGGUACCAUUUGAGGCACUGCAAUUAUCUAUUUAAGUGCUAUGAUAUACUGCCAACAUGCAUUUAAAGGGCAAUGCAAUAUACUACAAUAAACCCCAGUAAGCACUGCAGAAACCUUUGAAAAACACUAUUUAAGGCAAGUAGCAGAAACCUCGUAAUCAUGAAGCUUUUAAGUCCUGUUUGUUUGUGAGCAGCUGCAGCCCCUGUUCUGUUUGACCACUUCACCGCAGUGUGUGCAUUGACCUCGAAGAGGUGCCACUCCAUGUAGACAUUCUCUUGUGCAUCCAUGUCAAUGUAUGGUUAAUUUCGGUAGAGCUGAAAUUGUUACUGUAACAUUACUUUGUAAUAAACCUGCUUGCAGAAAGCCACCAGAUACUGGUGUCGACCACAAAA
This is a messenger RNA of Plectropomus leopardus (leopard coralgrouper), 22758 nucleotides long. Lineage: Eukaryota; Metazoa; Chordata; Actinopteri; Perciformes; Serranidae. The record is from RefSeq and is a predicted model, not a curated record.